Molecule: messenger RNA, 953 nt
Organism: Panicum hallii
Lineage: Eukaryota; Viridiplantae; Streptophyta; Magnoliopsida; Poales; Poaceae
Product: membrane protein PM19L-like
Exons: 2
Coding region: 164-673 (169 amino acids)
Source: RefSeq, a predicted model, not a curated record
CGUCUCGUCUAUAUAUAUAAACGAAGGCACAACCAGCAGGCGUCGUUGGCAUCCAUUAGCUAUAGCCAUCAAGCUAAGUACACUGCUAGCUAGCUCUAGCUACUACCAGCAACGAACAGAUAGAUCGUACGUCUAGAGAAUUAUUAACGAUCGAUUCAGAGACAUGGCCGAGAACCUGAAGCCCGUGGCCCUGCUGCUGCUGCUGCUGAACCUGUGCUUGUACACCAUCCUGGCCAUCAUCGGCGGGUGGGCGCUCAACGUCUCCAUCGAACGCGGCUUCAUCAUCGGCCCCGAGCUGCGGCUGCCCGCGCAUUUCCACCCCAUUUUCUUCCCCAUCGGCAACUUCGCCACCGGCUUCUUCGUGCUCUUCUCCCUCGUCGCCGGCGUCGUGGGGAUCGCCUCCGCCAUGGUGGGCUUCAACCACCUCCGCUUCUGGAACUACCACAGCCUGCAGCCCGCGGCGGCGUUGGGACUCCUUGCCUGGGCGCUCACAGUCCUAGCCAUGGGACUAGCUUGCCAGGAGAUCUCAUUCGACCGAAGAAACGCAAAGCUGGGCACCAUGGAGGCCUUCACGAUCGUCCUGACCGUGACGCAGUUCUUCUACGUCCUCGCCAUCCACGGGGGAAGUCACGGCCCUGUCCCGGUCGAACGCCACGCCGGCAACUUGCCAUGACCGGCGGCCGUUGAUCGAUCAUCCAUGACGCGAUCGACACGUAUAUAAUUAAUACGGCAGCAGGCGGACUAGCGGAGGAACUUAAUUAAUAUAUGUAUCAUCCAAGAAUGAAGUUGUGCUUUGCUUGUUCCUUUUGGCUUGAUCACUAGCUGAUACAACUAGUCAGAUAUAUCAUUCGAUUCUUUGAGUGCAACGUACCAUUGGAGACAACUAUAUACAUAUAUUAUUGGAGCUGUACUGUUGACAACAAUAUUUCAAGUAUAUAUCAUUCAUAUGGAAA